UCAAGCUCGGACUUGGGCUCAAGGGCCAGCGCAAGCAUAGGAUCGGUGUCAUGCUCUAGUUUGCAUCCCUCCCCGACAUCGAUAUAGCACCUCGCCUGUUGAGCCAAGGCGUUCUGAUCAGUUUUAGGCCAGCGGGCGGCAGCUGGGCAGGCCGACCACGUCACCUCGGCGGAUGGCCCGCCGCGCGGCAGGCUUGGUGCGGGUCAAUCAGGCUCCAGAGCGCUGGCUCCCAGUGCCGACGCCGACCAAACUGCCCUCGCCCGACCCACGGCCUGGCUGGAUGGUCGUUGAGCGAUGGAAGGAAGCGGCAGAGGACAGGGUGGCUGGUCCCGUCUUGGGUUGCUCCGACCUGGUGCGCACUCUGCGCAGAGCGCUCAGGGGCCCGCCGAAAGGGGCACCGCCCAUCUCGAACUUUUUCUGGCAGACGGCAGCCAAGCGCGCGGGCAAGAUCGUCGAUUUCCUCAGUGCCGAGGAGGCUUGCGAGCUGCUCAGCACCCUCGCUGACGCGCGCCUGCACUGGAAGGCGAGCAAGUCCACAACCGAGGGCCUCCGUCGCAUGGCUGCCCACGCUGGGGAGGAGAUCGGUUCGUUCAGUCCUGCGCAGCUGUCCGAGUUCACUUCGGCGCUGGCGCGACUGGAGUAUUAUCACGACGACUACAUGCAGGCGCUGUCACGGGCCGUGGAGAGGACGGUGCGCUCGGACCGCGGCAGAUUGAGCAACGAGAGCGCAUGCAGAUUGUUGGACGCCUACCACCGACUAGGAGUGUUGGAUGGCGCAGUGAUGAAGAGUCUCUCCCGCUUGGUCUGCCGCAGACUGGUACGCGAGCCCCUCACACCGGAGCAAACCGCUGGCGUGGCGCUCGCCUUCGCCGAGUUGCGUGCGCGCGAUCUGGCGCUGUUUAAUGCCACAACGCUCGCGCUUAGCCGAGAGCACGCCGUUGAGGCUCUGGACUGGGGGCGCCUGGCUGAUGUAGCCUGGAGCUACGCGUCGCUGCAGCUGCACUCUGCCUCUCUCUUCUCUCGCAUCCGUGCGAGGGUGUGCGACAGCGCGGGCGUGGUCGACGAGACCAGCGAUGCAGGCACCGACGCUUCCUCGAGUGGCUCGGUGCAGAGUCCGAAGUCCGAGGAGACCGCCAAGCUGGAAGCCCUCAUCGGCGCCUGGAGCACCCUGCGGGAGCAGCUCAGCGAAGCGCCGCCGCUGCCGCCGCCCAUCCAGUUGCCGAGGCGGGUCGUCGUCCGGCUGCUCGAGGCGCAGUUGCACCUGGGCCAGCUUGGCGCCAGGGACCUGCGCCCGCUGCUGCCGCACCUGGCGCACCGACCGCUGGGCGACGCUUCGCCGCUGCUCGCGGCGGCGCUGGGCCGCGGCGGCCACACCUGGCCCUGGCUCUGGCAGCAGGCCCUCGGCUGCAUCGCCGACGAUCGAUCUCCUCCCCACGCGCUGCUGUCCAUGAUGGAGUCCCUGGCCGCCCACUUUGCGCUGCUCGGCCCGCAGCUGCCGCGGCUGUGCCGCGAAGAGCGGCGCGGCUCCAGCUCGCGCCGGCGCGCAGGCGGCGGUGGCGCCACCGCGCGCCCGUCCACCGUGGCGCAGCACUUGCAGGCUCUCGCGGGCGGCCUGGCCGCUCUGUGGCGGCGGCUGGAGCAGGGCCCGCGCGCCCUGUCCGACCUGGAGCUGCGGCGAGCGGCGGCGGCCACGCCAGGCCUCGGGCGCGCCCAGGAGGUCGUCGCGGACGCCGGCCUGCCCCUCGGCGCCCGGAGCAGCGCGGAGGUGGGCGCCCUCCUCCUCCGGGCUGCGGCGCGGACGGCGAGGGCGCUGGCGGCAGAGCUCCUCCGGCGGGGCUGCGGGGAGGCGCUGGAGCUCGAGGCGCUCCUGCGCUUCGCGGGGGCCGGCGCGGGCGAGGUGCGGCGGGACCUCCUGGCGCAGUCGCUGGACGACCUGGAUGCGCCCGUGCUGGACGACGACGCCGAGGCCGCCGCGCCGAGGAGUCUGACCGUCUGAGAGCGCCGCCGUGCGCCAGCUUCGGGGCGGGCGGGGGCCGAGCGGCGGUGGAUCGCCAGCGAACAAGGGCCUGCCAGGACGCAAACCCAAAUCUCGGAGAAUGCGGUUUCUCAAUCCUGGCGUUCUUUUUGGGCUUCGGCCUCUGAUGUGGCCCUUCACCGGCCGCUGGGGCCAUCAAUUGCUGACCAGGGACGAGAACUGCCCCUGGGUGGGCCGCGACGCG
Molecule: messenger RNA, 2219 nt
Organism: Prorocentrum cordatum
Lineage: Eukaryota; Dinophyceae; Prorocentrales; Prorocentraceae
Source: the annotation of a GenBank genome assembly